GUCCCCUUCUUAUUACCCUGGGGACAGGCCCGGCAGCUCCGCCCCCGGAGCCCCGGCGCAGGCGCUGUGCUGCGGCGGAGCCGCGGCCGGGUGGUGCGGGCAGGGCCGCGCUGCAGCGGCGGGCGGAGUCCCUUAGAAACGCGGCCCUCUGAGAUUCGGGAGCCAGCAUGCUUGGCAGGAGGCACAAAAAAAGCCCCCAGGCAAAGGGGCAGGGAGCUGCAGUUGCAAAGCAGCUGGGGCUGUUUGUUGAUUUCAAUCCUGAAGAGAUGCUGCUGGGUGCAGAGGAUGGUGAGGAUGAUGGGGACCUAGAAGCAGAGCUUGCUGCUAUCACAGGAGCAAGGGUGAAAGAAGGAAAAGCAAAACCAAAAGGGAAAACUCCUCUGCCCAUGGAUCAUAUUGAAAAGCUGGCUGCAGACUGUAUGAAGGAUCUGAAUGAAGAUGAGGAAGAAACAGAGGAUGAAGACUUGGAGAAAGAUACAGACCUGUUGGCAGAAUUGCAAGAAGUUCUGGGGGAGGAGGGUGAGACAGGAAGCUGUGGGGAUGAAACAAUAGCAAUGGAACAGUCCCCAGCUGAAUUUGAAAAUGAGGAACCUGAACUGCAACCACAGACCACCUCACUUCCUGCUGUUACCAGUGAGCUGCAACAGACGAUAGAGAGGAGAAUUGCUAACUAUAGGACGGCAAUUUCAAACGCAAAGGAGUCGGGUGAGAGUGUAAAACUACGUCGAUACGAAAGAGGCCUUAAGACACUGGAAACCAUGCUGGCUUCAGUGAAGAGAGGCAAAAAAAUCAAUGAGGAAGAAAUUCCACCUCCUGUUGCAAUAGGAAAGAGCUCUUCUCACAUAUCUCAAGCCACAGGAGCGGAGCAGGAGAUUUCAGGAAAUUCAGUCAGUGUCCCACCGGAGAGUAGAGACGAGUCUGCUGCAGAUGAUGAGCAGAAGACCUCUUGUGAGGCAGAGCAGCAUCUAGAAUUGGAGUCUCUACAGGGUCGUGCUGUUACUACUCCUACCACGGAAACAGAUCUCCAGCACAGCAGCACACGAGCAAUAUUACUCAUGAGGCAGAAGGAGUAUAAAAUAGCAGCUCUGAAAGCCAAACAGGAAGGGAACCUGGAGAAGGCAAAGGAGUACAUGAAGACAGGCAAGAAAUUUGAUGUGGUCUUGGAAGCUUUGGACAGUGGGCAGCCAAUAGACCUCGAGAAUAUGCCUCCAUCUCCUCAGGAUCUUGAAAGCUUAGGAGAUGUACAAGGUACAUCCAAGCAAAAGGUACCAGCUCCAGUGGGAAGUUCCCAAGGUCUUACAUCACCUGAACCUCGGAACCAAGAAGCUUCAGCUUCCCUGCAGCAACCAAAAACAACACUGGAAGCAUUGCAGCAAAGGCUUGAGAAGUACAAGUCAGCAGCAGCACAAGCUAAAGCGAGUGGGGAUGAUCGGAAAGCCAGAAUGCACGAGAGGAUAGCCAAGCAAUACCAAGAUGCUAUAAGAGCCCAUAAAGCAGGGAGAAAAGUGAAUUUUUCCGAGCUACCUGUUCCUCCUGGAUUUCCCCCUCUUCCUGGUGUUCAAGCAACUGAUGGCGGCAGCACAAUAGCUGCUGUUCUGGAAAAUGCUAGUCAGCUGGCAAGCAUGGAAGAAAAUGAUGAAGAAGAUGAGAAUGAACCUCUGACACAGGCCCCAGUUGCCAAGAAGCCUGCUCAGCUGCCUGGAAAGCCGACUCAAGUUGUUAAGCCAAUUACAGUGCCAUCUGCUGUAGCUGAGGAGGAAAGCUCUCCCGAGCGUGUGAAACAGGCUACAUCGCCCUCCACCCGGGACAAGGCAGAGUCAGAGAAUCAUCUCCCUCCAGCUGCUAGGCAACAGCUGGAAUUUCUGGAGAACAGAAAGAAGCAGUACAUGAAGGCAGCCGUCAAAGCAAAGAAGGAAAAUAACCUUGAACAGGCUAAAAUGUAUCUCAGAACAGCUAAGAGCUUUGACCCAAAGAUUGAGGAAGCAAAAUGUGGCAAACCUGUUGAUAUUUCCAAGCUGCCAUCACCCCCCACAGAUGAUGAGGGUGAUUUUAUCUUCAUACACCAUGAAGAUCUCAGAGUGUCCCAGAAAGCAGAGGAAGUAUACGCACAGCUCAUAAAAUUGCUGAAGGACCAACAUGAGAGAUGUUUGCAGUAUUCCAAGCAGUUCAUGCAUCUGGGAAAUGUAGCUGAAACGACUCGGUUCGAGAAACUGGCACAAGGUUGUAAAAAGGACUUGGACAUCCUACAGCUUGCUCAAGCACAAGGAAUGGAUCCUCCAAGCCAUCACUUUGAGGAGAGAACCUUUAAAAUGAUACGGAUAUUUUCUGAGCUCAACAGCACAGAAAUGCACCUUCUUAUUGUCAGGGGGAUAAACCUACCAGCUCCGCCAGGUGUGGCACCAAAAGAUUUAGAUGCGUUUGUGAAGUUUGAAUUUCAUUACCCAAGCACGGAGCAACCUCAAAAGAGUAAAACACCUGUAAUUAACAAUACCAAUUCUCCAGAAUACAACCAGUUGUUCAAGCUGAACAUCAACCGAAAUCACAGAGGUUUCCGACGAGCAAUUCGGUCCAAAGGAAUUAAAUUUGAAGUAUUUCACAAAGGGUCCUUUUUCAGAAGUGACAAGCAGGUGGGGACAGCACACUUGAAACUGGACAAGCUGGAAUCAGAAUGUGAAGUUAGAGAGAUCAUCGAGAUUUUUGAUGGCAGAAAACCCACUGGAGGGAAACUGGAGGUAAAAGUGAGACUCAGGGAGCCCCUCAGUGGUCAGGAUCUUCAAACAAUUACAGAAAACUGGCUGGUCCUCGAACACUAGUUCCUACAUGAGAUCCACAAGAAUGCUAAGAGGUGUGGGAUGGACAUGUGCGUGGAGAUGCUGCUAGCUGCAAGCACCAAAGACGUUAAACGAAUGCACUACUGAACCUAAUGUCUAUUUUGGUAACAGCCAUAGUGCUUAUUAAUAACUUUAAGGCAAAUGUAAGGCUCUGGAAAUUUGCUGCUGCAGGGUGUUGUUCUUUGUCUACACAAAAUAGACAGAAUUGCCUUAAUGUGGGACUACUAACGUAGCACCAGGAUGAAUGUUACAUUAACUAUGCAUAGUGGUGUGUGAAAGAUUUAGCCCCGUAAAAAAUUCCCCAAGACAGGGCAAAACCUUUUCAGUCAUUUCACAGGUAAGACCUUCACUAAUUAUUAUUUUUUUUAAUGUGUACAAGCACGCAACACGGUACAGUGGACAGUUUGCUACCACUUCCUUGUGUCCUUUCUUAUCAAGGCCUGUUGUUCCCACCACCCCCUGCCCAGUAUCAGUGUCCAGAAAUAGAGUGAGAGCUCAGGCAGAAAUUUAGCAGCAGUGUUCCCCACUCCUAUGUAUGUGCUGCUGCAACAAGAAGUUUAACUUCUCAGGAUGCUGCCUUUCAGGAGAAAAGGAUGCAAUGCAUCUAAGCAGCAGGUGUUUGCAGAUCUACGUUUUCAUUCUGGCUACCAGUUGUCUGCCAUGCUUGCUGCACUGCUUAUUCCAGUGCAGCCUGGGUACUGUGCCUUCAUCCUUUUUAUUUUUCCUUUGUUGGUCUAUUUAAAAAAGAAAAAAAA
Oxyura jamaicensis (ruddy duck) is the source of this 3586-nucleotide messenger RNA. It is a transcript of the gene CC2D1B, whose product is annotated as coiled-coil and C2 domain containing 1B. The coding region runs from base 168 to 2813 and encodes 881 amino acids. Lineage: Eukaryota; Metazoa; Chordata; Aves; Anseriformes; Anatidae. The transcript is spliced from 25 exons. Gene Ontology annotation, cellular component: nucleus. The record is from RefSeq and is a predicted model, not a curated record. Gene Ontology annotation, molecular function: RNA polymerase II cis-regulatory region sequence-specific DNA binding; DNA-binding transcription repressor activity, RNA polymerase II-specific. Gene Ontology annotation, biological process: regulation of transcription by RNA polymerase II.